Diversispora eburnea is the source of this 642-nucleotide messenger RNA. The record is from the annotation of a GenBank genome assembly. Lineage: Eukaryota; Fungi; Glomeromycota; Glomeromycetes; Diversisporales; Diversisporaceae.
AUGUCUAAUUCGAAAGAAACCUCCGACUACGUUUUAAAUAAGAGAUAUGAACUAGAUGUUGUUUAUCUUCUCAGGUCUGCAAUUCCAAAAUAUAAAAAUAGUGCUUACAUUGGAACAACACCUAAUCCACAAAAACGUUUAAGAAUGCAUAAUGGGGAAUUGGCUGCAGGUGCAAAAAAAACCGAAUCCAAACGACCAUGGGAAUUUGUGUUGCUCGUAUAUGGAUUUCCUAGUGACAACAAGAUCGAAACCAAAUUACGUGUCUUGGGUGAUUUACUUUUUUCAAAAUCUUAUUGUAGAUGGCCAUUACAUUUACACGUCAUGAUUUCUUUGGAUGAACUUGAUAAGAUCUCGAAUAAAUCUUCAAUAUUGAAAUUAUCAAAUUUACCAAAGAACUUUCGAAUCACUCAAGGUUCUUUUGAUACUUAUUUAUCCGAAACAGGAAAUAUGUAUUCAUUUGCGGACAUAAAUGGAAUUCCCAAAGCUAAUUUAUUCCUUGCACAAGAAAAGAGUGAAAAAAACUAUUUGCCUAAUGAUGAACCACUUUUACCAAUUAGUGGUAAAUGCCCGGAUUGUGAACAAACUUUUCGUUGGGGAGAUCUUAUUGAUACAAUGCAUUUGCGAAGAACAUUGUUAGAAUAA